AGGGAAGGCGCCCAUCCUGUAGAGCCUUUCAGCCCUGAAGCCUGGUGGGAGAACUGUUUCCACACAACCAUGAUCCCUCUGCAGGACACGGAGGACCUCCACCAGCAAUGCCAGAAAAGUCAAGGAGAAGAGGGCAACCGAUGCAGCAGCCUGCGCAAGCUUCCGGCCCAAACAGGCUGUGGAAUGCUUACUCUUCUGUCAUCCACCAUUGCUGCUAUCAGUGGCCUUCUGAUGGGUUACGAACUAGGAGUUAUCUCUGGAGCCCUUCUUCAACUAACUAGCAUACUAGCGCUUUCAUGCCGACAACAAGAAAUAGUUGUAAGUGCGCUUCUCAUUGGUGCCUUGCUAGCUUCGUUGACCGGUGGGAUCCUGAUAGACAAGUAUGGGAGGCGAGUUACCAUUAUAUUAUCAUCUUGUUUAUUUGUACUGGGCAGCGUGAUCUUGAUACUCUUUGCCUCCUAUGGGCUACUUAUAACAGGACGGAUUGCAAUAGGGGUUUCUGUUUCACUCUCUUCAACAGCAACCUGUGUGUAUAUCGCAGAAAUUGCCCCACAACACAGAAGAGGCUUGCUUGUGUCUUUGAAUGAACUCAUGAUUGUAGUGGGCAUCCUUUUUGCCUAUGUUUCAAACUAUACCUUUGCGAGUGUUUCCCAUGGCUGGAAGUACAUGUUUGGCCUUGCCAUUCCAUUGGGGAUCUUGCAAGCCAUCUCUUUGUAUUUCCUUCUGCCUAGUCCUCGGUUCCUGGUUAUGAAAGGCUUUGAUGAAGCCGCUAGUAAAGUACUUGGAAAGCUAAGGGCAACUUCAGACGUUACUGAUGAACUCACUGCAAUCAAAUCUUCCCUGAAAGAUGAGCACCAGUACCGUUUCUUGGACCUGUUCCGUUCCAAAGACAACAUGAGGACCCGGGUGCUGAUAGGCAUCACUCUAGUGUUUUUUGUACAAACGACAGGGCAGCCGAACAUCUUAUUUUAUACAUCGACUGUUUUGAGAUCAGUUGGAUUCCAAAGCAAUGAAGCAGCUAGCUUGGCCUCCACUGGCGUUGGAGUGGUCAAAGUGAUCAGUACAAUCCCAGCCACCCUUUUUGUGGAUCAUGUUGGAAGCAAGACAUUUCUCUGUAUUGGCUCAUCCCUCAUGUUUGUGUCGUUAGGCACCAUGGGAUUAGUGAUGCUUAAUAUACAUGUGAAUGUCACUACUGUCUGUAGAAACCAGUCCUUGGAAGAACUUGUGUUCCAUGGAAUGGGAAAACUGACCUCCACAAAUGAAACUCUUAAGGAGCAAUUUGCUGGCAUGGCUUCACCUAGCAGAAGUUCACACUGGCAGGAUGGAAUUGCUGAUACAGAGGAGCAGAACAGGACAACGUUGGCAGGAGGCAAAGCCUUUGCCACAAGCCAAGCAGAAUCCCAGGUGGCUACAGGAGCUAUGGAAGUCCAAGCUGCUCUGAAAUGGCUCUCUUUGGCUGGCUUACUUGUUUACGUUGCCGCUUUCUCCAUUGGACUUGGACCAAUGUCCUGGCUGGUACUGAGUGAAAUAUUUCCUGGUGGAAUUAGAGGAAGAGCCAUUGCUCUAACCUCUAGCAUGAACUGGGGUGUUAAUCUUCUCAUCUCAUCAACUUUUCUGACUAUAACAGACCGAAUUGGGUUACCGUGGAUAUAUUUCAUUUAUGCACUGAUGAGCCUAGCUUCAUUAGCUUUUGUCAUUGCCUUUAUACCCGAGACAAAAGGAUGUUCCUUGGAGCAAAUAUCCAUGAAACUGGCAAAACAAAAGCAUGCAAAGGAUACUCUUUGCUGGAUGGGCCGGCGGAAGGAUCAAUUGAUAGGAUCAACUAUAGAACUUCCUAAAAAAGAAGUCCACGAACUAUUCUACUAGCCAAAGGCAGGUGCAUACAACCAGUGCUAGAAGAGCUGAUUUUCUAACAGGACAAAAUAGUAGAACAGUAGAAAAAAAA
This is a messenger RNA of Elgaria multicarinata webbii, 1945 nucleotides long. It is a transcript of the gene SLC2A12, whose product is annotated as solute carrier family 2 member 12. The transcript is spliced from 5 exons. Gene Ontology annotation, molecular function: symporter activity. NCBI's taxonomy places the organism in Eukaryota, Metazoa, Chordata, Lepidosauria, Squamata, Anguidae. The record is from RefSeq and is a predicted model, not a curated record. Bases 70 to 1866 code for a protein of 598 amino acids. Gene Ontology annotation, cellular component: membrane. Gene Ontology annotation, biological process: circulatory system development; D-glucose transmembrane transport.